AUGCCUCAGCUCUUGGCUACAAUUCCUGAUGCAGCCAACACAAACACUUUUUUGGACGACCCUGAGGCUUAUGCGGCCACUGAGGUUAUCCUCAACACAAAAGACAUUCUCGCUUUCGAGGCAGCACCAGAUUUACUUACUUCUGGCCAUACAUUUGCUUCUGAAGAUUUCAUAGGUGGUGACAAGUCUUUUCGUGCUCGAGGGAAACAACCCGAAAAUGCCCCUCUUCCACUGGAAGUUAAAGAUUAA
Messenger RNA from Eruca vesicaria subsp. sativa (arugula), 249 nucleotides. Lineage: Eukaryota; Viridiplantae; Streptophyta; Magnoliopsida; Brassicales; Brassicaceae. The record is from the annotation of a GenBank genome assembly.